Molecule: messenger RNA, 2175 nt
Organism: Manduca sexta (tobacco hornworm)
Lineage: Eukaryota; Metazoa; Arthropoda; Insecta; Lepidoptera; Sphingidae
Product: sialin
Biological process (GO): transmembrane transport; monoatomic anion transport
Molecular function (GO): transmembrane transporter activity
Source: RefSeq, a predicted model, not a curated record
AUGUCACUAUCUACGGAGCCUGGAACGCACGUUGUGCGGAAGGUAACCAAGUUCGUAUUGGACGUUUGUUUUGCCUUUGUUUAGUAAAAACACAAUUAAAUUCGAAGAUAAAAAAAUUGGAGUGGUGACUCAUAGUAGUCGUAAUAGUGGUGUGAGAGUAAAUCUAAUUCUUUUGUUUAUUAUAUUGUAAAUAGAGCUUUAAACAGAGUGAAUUUUGUUAUGAACAUCUAAUCUAUCACGGAAUGGUGUUGUUUUGAAUCAUCAUGACAUCACACAUAGAGGAGAGCCCUAUUAUAAAUUCGGACAUCGAACACGAUGUCACUAGCAGUCGUCGCAAUCUCGUUGAAGAUGAGUUUGUGGAGGAGACAACAGGAUGGAUCAAAUGUCGUACUGUGCUUGGUAUCAUGGGCUUCCUUGGCUUUGCAGUGGUGUACGCCAUGAGAGUGAACUUGUCUGUGGCGAUAGUAGCUAUGGUUAACUCAACAACACCACAGACAAACUCCUCACUAGAUGUGUGCCCUGCUCCCAUACCAACUAAUACAUCUACACCAACAAGGCCUGGUGAUUUUAACUGGUCAGUACAACAGCAGGGUAUAGUGCUGGGUUCAUUUUUCUAUGGAUAUGUAUUAACACAGGUUCCUGGUGGUAGAAUAGCAGAAUUAUGUGGUGGGAAAUUAGUUUAUGGUCUAGGCAUCUUCUUCACAGCUGUGUUCACAAUACUCAGCCCGAUAGCAGCUUAUACUGACUUUUCCUUCUUCAUUGCGGUCAGGCUGGCAGGACUAUCAGAAGGCGUCACGUAUCCCGCCAUGCAUGCCAUGCUAGCAAAAUGGAUCCCACCAUUAGAGAGAUCGAAGUUUGCUGCUUAUGUCUAUGCUGGAUCAAAUAUUGGUACAGUAAUAACUCUACCAAUAUCAGGGUGGUUAUGCACAUUGGAAUUUGCUGGAGGGUGGCCGCUAUGUUUCUACAUAUUUGGAGGACUCGGAAUAGUUUGGUUUAUCGGAUGGCUCUUCUUUGUCUAUGACUCGCCGCAGAAACAUCCAAGGAUAUGUCCUAAAGAAAUUGAAUAUAUUACAAGAAGUAUUGGCCCUGCUCAGGAAGACAAGCCAGCGAUGUCGAUACCUUGGUGCAAGUUCCUAACAUGCGUGCCGCUGUGGGCCAUCCUCAUAGCGCAGUGCGGGCAGGCGUGGGUGUUCUACACACAGUUCACGGAGCUGCCUUCCUACAUGAACAAUAUAUUGCAUUUUGACAUUGUCUCCAAUGCAAGAUUGAGCGCUCUUCCAUACUUGACAGCGUGGAUCGGCGGAAUACUGUUGUGUAUAUUCGCGGACUGGCUCCUCGCGAAAGGAUGGAUUUCGCGACUCAAUAGCAUGAAAUUGUGGAAUACAGUGUCGGCGUUCGUGCCCGCGUUCGGUCUGCUCGGCAUCGCGUGGGCGGGCUGCGACCGGGUCUCCGUCAUGUUGCUGCUCAGCCUCACCUCGGCCUUCGGCGGCGCCGCCUAUGCCGGCAACCAGAUGAACCACAUCGACCUGUCGCCGCAGUUCGCGGGCACGAUGUACGGCAUCACCAACGCCGCGAGCAACAUCUGCGGCUUCCUCGCGCCCUACGUCGUCGGACACAUCAUCAACGCUGACCAGCAAACUCUGGGUCAAUGGCGUGAAGUUUUCUAUCUGGCGGCGGCCAUCGACCUCGGCACGAAUCUGUUCUACUUAUUCUUCGCUAGUACUGAGGAACAGGACUGGUCCCGGCCGGACAACGACGACAUGACCGCGUCGGCGCCGGUGGAGAGCAUCCUGUUCCCCGAGUCCUAGGAGUCGCUGUGCCGCGACACUCGCACCGCAGACACGUGCCUCUAGCUCUACACUCGAUACAACGCCUAAUGGAUAGUUGGCGUAAAGUUCUCUUUUACUUGCUAGGAGCGCGAUGGAUUUAAAUCCAUUAGGGGACUAAUUUUCAGAAAUUCUUUCAUAAAAUAAAAUUCUGCACACGCUUUCCAAUGUGGGUGAUCUCCAUCGUGUACAAAAUUUUAUUUGUCUCAAGCCACCAAUGUUGGCUGUGUGUUUAUCAGCCAGUGUUAUAUAAUAGGGGACCGGACAAAUUUUCAGAAGGUGUUUUAAAUUGAUCAUUGUGGAUAUAAAUAGCCAAGAAAAAUAGUAUUUUGCACAAAUAAAGCUUAAA